Molecule: messenger RNA, 2234 nt
Organism: Schistocerca americana (American grasshopper)
Lineage: Eukaryota; Metazoa; Arthropoda; Insecta; Orthoptera; Acrididae
Product: E3 ubiquitin-protein ligase RFWD3-like
Exons: 4
Coding region: 435-2111 (558 amino acids)
Biological process (GO): protein ubiquitination; interstrand cross-link repair
Cellular component (GO): nucleus
Molecular function (GO): ubiquitin protein ligase activity; protein binding
Source: RefSeq, a predicted model, not a curated record
GGCAGAGCAAAAGUUACGUCUGUUGCGCUAGAGCAAACUGGCAGGCGACAUGUUUGUUGCGUGUGUGAAGUCGGCUGUCAAAAAGUAACUUGAGAAGAACCUAUGUCUCUAGUAAACAUCGACUGUUAUGCACUGAUUUUAGAAUGCAAACGCAACACCCUAAUGACAUUCGUUUGUGCUAGUGCCAUUUAAAAGGCAAGUCAAGUGGAUUUUACAGACGAAUUUUACUAACUGUCGGGUCGGAACGCAGAGAUAUGUAAAUAUUAUGUAUAAUAUCUCAGAUACACAGUACUAAGAGUUUGAAACCAUAUCGCGCGAAGUAUUGAAUUUGACGCCGUAAAUUUGUAUAUGACAGAGCGUCGUUGACGUGAAUUAUGAUCUGUGUAUUAGUAUGUUUUGUAUUGAUGUACUUGUCAAUGUCAUAAGAUAAAGCGAUGGAAGACGGUAACGAUUCCGACGCGACUGUGUAUGAUGGAGAUAUGGAAACGGAAGAAGAGGAUUCCGAGGUAGCUGUCGUGCAUGAAUCUGUUGCUUCAGGAACUGAGGUUGUUUCCCAUGAAGGACCCCAAUCAAGUGAUACAGGCUCUCUUAAAGCUGAUUGUCAGUCAAAUGAAAAUCAAGCAUAUGAACAUAAAAAUACAAAAGACGACCUGAAUGCAUCUGAUGAUGGGGAUGAUGGAAGUUUGUGCCCAAUCUGCAUGGAUUUCUGGACCAAUGCAGGAAGUCAUCGACUGAUUUCCCUAAGGUGUGGACAUCUGUUUGGAUAUUCGUGUAUUACACGCUGGCUUCAAGUUUCUUGCUCAGCUGGACAGAGGAGAUGCCCUCAGUGCAAUAAAAAAGCAUCACCAAAAGACAUAAGAUUUUUAUAUGCUCGUAGAGUUCAAGCACUUGACACUGUAGAAAAAGAAAAAUUGAAGUUGCAGGUAGAAAGCUUACAGCAAGAGAAAAAUAGACUUGUUCUUGAAUUAGCCCAAUCUAAGUUGAACCAGGAACUCCACUUAAAGGAAAUUUGGGAACUAAAGCGUAAGUGCGAACAAUUGCUUUCAUCUCAGUCACAGAAUGCAGUGCACGGAAGAGAAAUGUCAGCAUCUCAGAGUAGCUCCCAGAGAAAUAUACGUAUCCUACACGAUCGCACCAUAGAAGUUUGUAAAAGCGGAGGCUGCCGUGUUGCAGCAUUCAGCCCGUGGCACAAGCUUCUAGUUGUUUCGCAAAGCUCUACAAAUAAUCUGUUUUCAGGUUUUGGUAUCAAAAAGAUAGAUGCUGUAGAUUUGCAUCCAACACAAUUUCUCUUCCUCCAUCCAAAGCCAAUCAGGGACAUGGCAUUUCAUCAUGAAAGAAAUGAAUUGCUUCUUACCGUUUCUCUGGAUAAAUGUGCUAAAUUAGUGGAUAUCACAAGUAAUUCUGUUGUACAUACAUAUACAACAGACAGUUCUCUGUGGAGCUGUUGCUGGGAUGUUAAUGAUCCAAAUGUACUUUUUGUCGGAAGCCAGAAUGGUGUAGUGUCCCAGUUUGAUAUGAGGCAAACGAGUAAUGCAGUUGCACGUCAUUCUGUACCUGGAGAUACAUCACCUGUUACGUCAUUAGCUGCCUUUCCUGCCAAGGCAAAUAGAACCUUGUCACGGGGAGGAUUUUUAGCAUGUAGGCUUAAUUCGUGUUGUUCAUACGAAAGAAAUGCAGAUAAUUUUUCAGUGCAACAUUUACCUCUUUCUGGACCUUUUACUUCUUUAUGCUAUGAUGAACACACAGAUCAUAUUUUAGUCUCUACUAGGCCUAAUGCAAGGGUUCCAAAUUCUUGUCAUAUUUUGUGUCAGUUUGGGGCAGAUGGCACAAGUGCAGUUUGUUGCCCUGUGCACACAUUUAUGGGAAGUACCACUCAGAGACUUUUGUCAAGACCCUGCACUGUCUCCGUGCAGGGAGAUACACUGGUGGCAGCCCACAUUGAGAGCUCAAAAAUUGUUGCCGUGUGGAGUGUAUCUUCAGGUCAGCGUCUUCUCAGUCUUCCGGCUUCAGAACCUAUUAUCGAUAUUUGCCCAUUGAACGUGGAUGGAAUACUUUAUUUGUCAGCGCUCUCAGAAAAGUCGUUGCGGUUAUAUAGUGUAAAGCAUACGUGAAAAAAGUUGUGCAAAUUCUUACGGUAACUCAUAAUCUUGUAAAUAUAACAGUGUGUAAAAGCAGUAAUUUUUGAUACUUUUGUCAGUAUGGUACUUUUUAAAGUAUUCUGUGAGUGCUAUAAA